AUGUCGGAUUUCGACCAAAGACCCGUGGCAUCACGGGGCAGAAGCUCUACCAGAGGCGGCCGUGCCUCGCAUCCCAGAGGUCCUCCUCGCCAAUCUCAAACUUCCUCCAACGCAAACUCGUCGUCGGUGCAGUUCGACGAUGCCUUCGACGAGCAGGGCGAGUUGGGUAACAUGAAGAAAACUUACUCGACCCAAUUGAGCUUUAUGCGCGACAUGUUCCCAGACUGGACCGACGACGAUCUAGUCUUUGCCAUUGCAGAGGCCGACGGUGAUGUUCAGAUUGUCAUUGACAGAAUUACUCAGGUCCCCAAGAAGGGCAAGGAUAGAGCGCGCUCAAAGGCCAAGGAGUCCUCAGCCGCUGCCGGCGCAGAUCAGGCCACCACCCCACUCCGUGGUGGCCGUGGAAGAGGUGGCUUCGAGAGCUCCAGAGGUGGCAGAGGUCGCGGCACCGAUCGCGGUCGUGGAGGUUUCAGAGGCGCUCGCGGUGGCCAUGCCGCUGUGACCGACUCUUUCCCCAAAGACACUCCCGCCGUGUCUGUUCCUACCACAGAGUCUCCUGCUUGGGACAACGUUGCCGCCGAACCCGCCGCUCCGCUCGCCUGGGACACCCCGGCUGUCACCGAAACAGGUGCAUGGGGCAAUGCUGCCGCCGCCGACUCUACCCCGACCACUGUUCCCGACCUCGCACAGGCCGCCGCCGCAAUUCCUGAAAGCUCGGGCAAGAAGACAUGGGCCAGUAUGUUCGCCAAGCCCAAGCCUCCACCUGUACCUGUCGUCCCGAAGCAACCCACCCAAGCUGCAGCUCCUGCCGCCGCCGCUGUCGAAUCCACACCUGCUUCUGCAGAAUUGCCCGCGCAGGUCGAGUCUUCAUCUGUUGCUCCUCAGGAGACCAUUCCCGAACCGACACAGCAGCUCGAGCCCGAGGUCGCACCAGCAGCAAUUGAGGAGCAGCCCACAGAGAUCGAACAGACCGAGACGGCUCCUAUUGCUUCUGAGCCUUCGACCGCAGCUGCCGAGCCCUCUGCUUUAGCCCAAGAGGCCGACCUUUCAUCCGCACACGCUCCUCUGACUGAGGACAACCUUGAGCACCUUCCCGAUACUUCGAUCAAGCCCGCAACCCAGACUGUCGCCAGCACUGUUGGUUCGAUCGACCCUCGUGUGGCCACCCCUGCCACUUCUCAACAAGCUCCCAUCGGCCGCCCUCCCAUGGGUGGCUACGCAGCCAGCGCGUACAGAGCAGCUGGCACACCUGGCCGCAACUCAAGCUACCAGCGUAGAGUGCUCGAGCAGCAAGAGGCUGUUGUCAUGCCUGGUCACAACGCAGUCGACAGAGCUGCAGUACAGUUCGGUAGCAUGGGCUUGAAUGGCGAACCCGACAGCCUCGACGUGGAUGAGGAAAGAGAGGAGCCCGAGACACGCNACUCAGCCUCCCCAACAAUCUCCUCCCUCCCAGCCCAGAGCCUCGCUGCCUCCUGCCCCAGACAGGCUGCUCUUUCUCAAGAGUCUUCGAUCCACGACAACCUGCCCACUCCCAAGCAGGCCCCUGGACUCCCUCCCGUCCCUCAGCAAUCCUUCGGUGGUCACCAGGAUGCUUCGCCUAUUGGAUCCCUUCCUCACGAGUCUUCGCAGUCCCAAGGAUAUGGCCAGUACAGCCGCUACGGCCAGAGUGGUAUGCAACAACCCGACAUGAGCGCACAGUCUCAGAAGUCGUUCGAUCCCUUCAGCCACCAAGCUCCUUCCACUGCCUAUGACCACUAUGCUACCCAGCACUCGGCUCAACAGCACCAGCCUUUCGGUGGUUUCUCCUCUGCUCCUUCCGACUACUCCCAAUACUACACUGCCGACCAACAGAGAAACGCUUACCAAAGCUACUACGGCGGCUCAUACGGCCAGCAGGCUUCGCAAUCGCAGGACAACACUGCCAACCAGCAGCGUUCAACCAGCGGCUUUGGAUCUGCUCCCAGUGACUCGGCCUUCUCGGGCUCUCAAGCCCCUCAACAGGUGAGUCACGCUCAGUCCUUGUACUCUCAGGACCACGAUUCUCAUCUGCCUUCUCAGUCUCGCUAUGGCGAAGCUCCUGGAUCAGGCCACAACACCCCUGCUCCGUCCAACAGCCAGGCUCCUUCUGCCGCUCCUAGUGCAGCAAUGCACCAGCAGCCCCACUCUGGCUACAACCCUGCUUAUCCUUAUGGCCAUCCUUACUACCAGAGCCCCUAUCAUGCGGCCUACCAGAACCAAUUCGGAUACCAGCAGCCUGCAUAUGGCAGUCCCUUUGGAGGCAAGGGCGCCAUGUACGGACAGCCUCACGGCUAUGGCAUGAACUCGGCUUCAUCUUAUGAUCAUUCGGCAUCGCCCGCAAAUGCUGGUGGUUUCAAUGCACAGCCCUCGAUGCAGUCUCGUGACACUGGCAUCAGUAGCGGUCUCGGCGACUAUGGUCGUACUUCCGCUCAGCCUUCGAACCUCAGCAGCGGCUUCGGUGGCAUGUCGGAGCCCUUUGGCCGUAGCCAGUCUGGUUACCAGGGUCAAUCUCAAGGCUACGGCCAGCAGCAGAGCACUGGUCAGGCUGACGACCUGAAGCCCUUCGGAGAAUCAAAGACCAGCGGCCCAACCCCUGGACUCGGUCAACCCGGCAGACCCAGCUCGGCUGCCAACAGCGUCGGCGGACAAACUCCUUCGACCACAUUGCCCCCUCCUCAGAGCCACCAGGCCGGCUUUGGCGGAUACCCCGGCUUUAACAGCCAAUACGGACUCGGUGGCCUCGGCGGACAGAGCCACCAGCAGCAGCAGCAGCAGCAACAGCAGCAACAGCAGCAGCAGCAAGGCGGAUACGGCGGUUACGGUAGCGGAUUUGGAAACUCUUACUACGGAGCACGUGGUGGUUGGGGCGGAAACUACGGUGGUCACUAA
Molecule: messenger RNA, 2907 nt
Organism: Aureobasidium vineae
Lineage: Eukaryota; Fungi; Ascomycota; Dothideomycetes; Dothideales; Saccotheciaceae
Source: the annotation of a GenBank genome assembly